AUGCCUCGUGUUUCUUUUUCAAGUGAUUAUCUUCUUGGAGAUUCAUCGAGUACAUUAGAUUGUUUUAAUCGUUAUUAUCAAAGACCAUCUUUGAUUACAGAAGUAACUACUUAUGAACAAUCAUCAACAUUAUCACCAAAUGAAAUUGAUGAAAUUCUUUCACGUAAAUUAUAUGAUCAAUUAAAAACAACAUCAGAAUUAGAGAAAGAACAAAAUUUGAAAAAAAAAUCUGAAUCAUUUGCUAGUCCAUUAUUAAGACCUUUACUUAAUCCAUUGCCAACAGGUGUUAUUGAUUCGGAAUUGAUUAUAUUGAUUGAUCAAUUUUUUAAUUUAACAUAUUUAAAUACUAUUCCGAUGGUUAAUCUAUUAUCUACAGCCGUAGCAACAAAUUUUCUUAAAGAAAAUAUUCGAGAACUAGACAACAAACUUCAAGAACAACAAGAAACACCAAUAUCUCUUAAUAUAAAACGAGGAGCUUCAUUACUUUGUGAACCUGAAAACGAUCAUGAUGAUGACGAUGAUAAUCUUUCAUGGGCAUCAGCACCAACUUAA
Rotaria sp. Silwood2 is the source of this 552-nucleotide messenger RNA. The record is from the annotation of a GenBank genome assembly. Lineage: Eukaryota; Metazoa; Rotifera; Eurotatoria; Philodinida; Philodinidae.